Molecule: messenger RNA, 4784 nt
Organism: Harpia harpyja (harpy eagle)
Lineage: Eukaryota; Metazoa; Chordata; Aves; Accipitriformes; Accipitridae
Gene: AJM1
Product: apical junction component 1 homolog
Exons: 3
Coding region: 574-3816 (1080 amino acids)
Biological process (GO): cell-cell junction organization
Cellular component (GO): apical junction complex; plasma membrane
Source: RefSeq, a predicted model, not a curated record
CCACCUCGCCCCAGUUCCCGGCGAUGCCGGCCCCGGGGCAGGCUCAGCGCCCUGCGCGGCCCAGCGGGCCCGGUGCCGCUCCGUGCCUCCCGGUGCCGCUGCGCAGCGUGGGGGUGCCCGGGGCCACCGCCCUGGGGUCUGCGGUGCGCGGCGGCGGCAGCGCCCGGGGCAGCCCCGCUCCCCCCGGCCACCUCCCCGGGGGCCGCCCCGCGCACCCCCACAGGGUCCGGGCACUGCAAACCCACCCGGGGUCCCCCGGCCCCGGGGUGACCCCAGCCCCCCUGUCCCCUGGCCUUGCCCGUCUGCGGGGGCCCCUCCAGGGUGGGGUGCCAGGGCCUGGCCGGCAGAGAAGGGCGCUGGGGGCUGGCUGGGGUCGGGGCGUCCCUUGCUGCCCCUGGUGUGCUGCUCAGCCCUCACCUGGAUGCCAGCGCCGGGGUGCUAGGAUGGAGCCACCGUGGGGCCCUGGGCCAGUUCAGCCCACCCACCCCCUCCCUGCUGCUGCCGGACCAGGGCCGGCUGCCUUCCUCUGAGGCCAUCUGAAGGGGAGCUGGCGGGAGAAGAGUCGCUUUUAAGAUGACACGAACAGACCCACCUGACAUCCUGGUGUCUACGGUGUACCAAGACAUAAAAGUGGCCACCGCAGCCCCCGGGGAUUCGAUUGUCUGCCAGCCCUUGGCACAAUGUGACGCCUCCAUGUCCUCGUCCCUGACCCACGAGCCGCAGCCCUUCAACAAGCGCCAUUGCAGGAGCUUCGACUUCCUCGAGUCGCUGGACGAGCAGCUGGGUACCCCCCCGGCCAUGGAGCGCCCUUGCCCGCGCCCCGGCACCCCCGAGCCCACGCCAGGGCUGCCGGGCAGGCGGGCGCCGCCAAAGCCGGACCCUUACACCGGCAGAGCCCCACCGCCGAGGAGCGAGCCGAAGCGACGUGCCCGCUCGAAGAGCGCGCCGCGGGUGAAGUCCACCUUCACCCCCGUGCCGAUCAGCGUCUCGGCGUCACCGCCGCCGGCCCGGCGUGGGCGGGAGGCGCUGCGGGUGGCCCGGGAGCCCUCCCGCCCCGAGCCCUCGCCGCGCCGCGAGAGCCAGGUUCCCCUGCGGGCGCUGGCUAACGAGGUGCACCCCAUCAAGCUGCAGCCGCAGCGCAGCAGCGUCAGCCGCAUCUCCCCGCUCUGCCUGGGCAGCAACUGCUUCGAGGAGGGGCCGGGCGCCAAGGUGGGCGCCAGCCCCCACGUCAAGUGCCGGGUGGACAUCAAGCCGGACGAGGCGGUGCUGGUGCAUGCCGCGCGCAGCCUGCGGGCAGCCCAGAACCGCCAGGAACCGCCACGCUGGCCCCGUGCACCUGGGGCUGCCCGCAGCCUGGCGGUGCCGGGGAGCAGGCAGGCAUCCGCGUCCCGCACGCCCACCCCCAGCGACUCCUACAGCGGGGACCCCCAGUUCCUUCCCUACCCCAGCGAGUACUACGAGGCGGACCCCCGGGCGCUGGCAUACCAGACGGUGCCGGUGCCGGCCUCGCGGGACUUCAGGGAGUACCCCGAGAGGGGCUGCAUGACCUUCUCGGCCCCCGGUGUCCCCGCCAAGUUCUUCUAUGCAGAGGAGCCGGCGCGGUGCCCCAGCCCUGCCAUGCCCCUCCGCAGCUCCAGCUACGCCAGCUACCCCUACCCCGGCCGCCACGCCAUCCCCCAGCACUUUUACGCUGAGGACCCGGCCAAAACCGCCAUCCACACAGUGCCACCCCGGACGGUGUACGUGGAGGAGGCGCGGGGCUACCCGGUGCAGGAGGCGCCUGCCCGUGCCUUCUACGGGGACGAGCCCCGCUUUUAUGCCCCUCGCGGCACCCCUGUCAAAACCCUCUAUGCCGAGGACGCCCGGACGUACCCGGCCCUCGGCUCCUCUUCCCGGGUCUUCUACGCCGAGGACUACGGGAAGUACCGGGAGCGGGAGAUGCUGUCGCGGACGUGCCCUCCGCCCCGCAGUGCCCAGCCCUUGCACUUCGGCGACUGGUACUGCCCUGAGCGGAGUGCGCUGCCCUACCAGACCUUGCAAGUGUCGCGCUUCGCCCCACAACCACCUGGGCGUGAGGCCAUGGUCUCCUCCUGGCAUGCCAGCUAUGGCGUAACCCCACCGCGGCUUGGCCGGGAAAGCCAGCACUACUCCAAAUCCUGGGAUAACAUCCUGGCGCCGGCGGCACGCAGGGAGGAGGUCCUGCAGCGCGGGCGCAGCUAUGAGAACCUGCUCGCCCAGGAGCAGCACCGUGCCUUAUCCCCUGAGGAGCGCCGGCAGCCAGUGGUGAUCAACCUGUCGAGCUCACCCAAGCGCUACGCUGCCCUGUCCCUCUCGGAGAGCUCCAUCCUUGAGAGGGUGCACGCCGAUGGUGGCCGAGGCCCUCCAGGCCGCUCCUGGUACGUCACACCGGAGAUCACCAUCACUGACAAUGACAUCCGUGCUGAUGGGCUGGGCAGGAGCGAGAGGCGCUCGGCCAGCUGGGACGUGCUGGAUGGGGGGCGGGAGCGCGGUCCCUACGCCGUGCCCUGCACCCCACAGCCCGUCCCCAGGGAGAGCAGCUCGGGGCGCCAGCGCAGCCUGGAGCAGCUGGAUGAGCUCAUCACUGACCUCGUCAUCGACUACAAGCCGGCACCAGGCCAUUGUGCCGGGGACAGGGACAGCCUCGCUGAGCAACUCAAGCAGCUUCUGAGCAGCAGCGCCCCGGGGCCCCCCCGGCGGGGUGAGGGCAGGAGGGUCCCCCCUGGCGUGCCUGAGGGACCCCGACCCACGAAGGAGCAGCCGGGUCCCAGCUCCCACGCCAGCGCCCCGCGCCCCCAGCCUGCCCCACUGUCUGUCGGUCCCUUUGAGAAGUCACCAGAGAACUGCUCGCCCGACCUGAGCGCGGAGGAGGACGACAUGAUGAUGUGCUCCAACGCCAAGUGCCGGCGGACGGAGACCAUGUUCAACGCCUGCCUCUACUUCAAGUCGUGCCACAGUUGCUAUACCUACUACUGCUCCCGGCACUGCCGCCGCGAGGACUGGGACACACACAAGGAGAGCUGCGUCUACGGGCGCGUGGGCAGCAUCUGCCGCCACGUCCUGCAGUUCUGCCGGGAGAACACCGAGGUGCACAAGGCCUUCUCACGCAUUGCCAAGGUGGGCUACCUCUCCCGUGGCCGUGGCGUCCUCUUCCUGGGCUUCCCGAACGCCGGCUCGGCCGAGAACUUCCUCCAGUUUGGGCUGGAGAGCCUGCUGAUGUCCCCCACCUACCUGUCCCUGCGGGAGCUGGAGAGCUACUCAGACAACCUGGGGGAGUACGCGCGGGAGCUGCGGGAGACGGGCAACCAGUAUGACCCCGACGAAUGUUUCCUCCUGAAUGUAACCGUGGCUGUCACCCAAAAAGUGCCAGAGAGGCCGUCGCCGAAGAUGCAGGUGCCGACGGUCAGGAAAUACGCCAAGGUGGCCUUAGCCUCCUCCAGCCCCGAGAAGAAAAUCCUGAAGAAGGAGCGGGACAUGGAGACGUUGAUCCUGACACCCCCACCCGGCACGGCGGACAUCGACAAGGAGGGGGAGGAGGGCCGCAAGGCGCGGGAGGUCUGCUUCAUCAACAUCCAGCGGGAGCUGCGCAUCCGUGGCGUCUUCCUGCGGCAUGAGUUCCCCGCAGUCUACGAGCAGCUCUGCGACUUUGUGGAGAGCAACAAGCGCUUCACCCCUACCACCAUCUACCCCAUCGACAAGAGGACAGGCAAACAGUUCAUGUGCAUGAUCAUGGCAGCCUCCGAGCCCCGCACCCUCGACUGGGUGGCCAGCCCCAACCUCCUGGAUGACAUCAUGUGAACGUGGGGUGGGGACCCCUCCCCCGGCACCCCCGGGUCACCCCCCUUUGUAGAUAGGUGUUGCCCUGUCCGCACGGUGGGACGGGGACCCCCUCUCGGAUGUGGCACCGAGGGGAGGAGGCUGCGAUGGGCUGCGGGCGGCCGGCGUUGGCUGGGGGGGGGCUGUAGCCAGAGCAGUGGGCGGGCCGGGCUGGGGGAGGCCGUGAAGCGAUGGGAGCACAGGACGAGGUUUGCUGUGGGGCACAGGUCCCAGCCAGCAUCCUGGUAAGACCCCACAGAGCCCUCUCAGGGUGAGCAGUGCCUGGCUAGGGCGGGGGCACGCCAGGCACCCCCCCCCCCCAGCCUCUGCCCACCGGACGGCCUGGCUGCCUGCACACGCAGAGCCCCCUGUGCCUGCCCACGCACCCUGCCUGCACCCGGGGCCCUGCCCAGCCCUCCGGGCCGUGCCCCCCAGCACCUGGGGUCCCGUGGACCACCGCAGCGCCGCUGAGGCUGCACCGAGUCCAUGGGUGCUGCUGGCGGCUCUAUAGUCUGCAGCAGGGGCCCCAUACGGUUCGCGGGUGGGAGCUGGGUUGCACAAGGUCUCUGUUCCUAUAGCGUCUGUGUGUCCUGAGCAUGUUACCGUAUGAUCUUUAGAUGCAGCGGGGAGCCUAUGAGGGUGGCUGUAAGGCACCCUUGGGUGCCCCCCGGGACCCUCUCCGUGAGGUCUCUGGGUACAGGGUACAGUCCCGGCAGGGGGGCAGGGACUGCGGGGGGUCCCUGCCCGUUGACGCUGGCAGAGGGCCACGCUGCGGCCCCGGCUGUGCGCAGUGCCGGGUGCGGAGCCAGGCCUGGCCCAGGGGUGCCGGGGCAGGGCGGUGGGCGGCCACGGUGCUGCCGGGGAGCCCAGCCACAUCGCCAGGGCUCGGGGUGAAGGACCCGAGUGGGGCUGGCAGGGCCGGGCGGGGGUGGCUGUGCGCGGCGGGGGCG